Molecule: messenger RNA, 3019 nt
Organism: Neoarius graeffei (lesser salmon catfish)
Lineage: Eukaryota; Metazoa; Chordata; Actinopteri; Siluriformes; Ariidae
Gene: ephb3a
Product: eph receptor B3a
Exons: 17
Coding region: 1-2769 (922 amino acids)
Biological process (GO): axon guidance; cell surface receptor protein tyrosine kinase signaling pathway; protein phosphorylation
Cellular component (GO): neuron projection; plasma membrane
Molecular function (GO): transmembrane-ephrin receptor activity; ATP binding; protein binding
Source: RefSeq, a predicted model, not a curated record
AUGGAUUAUUUGCUGGUUUUGUGCAGCCUUUUGCUGCCUGUGGUGUCUGCUGUUGAAGAGACACUUAUGGACAGCAAGUGGGCCACAACCGAGCUAGCAUGGACCACUUAUCCAGAAAGCGGGUGGGAGGAAGUCAGUGGCUAUGACGACUCCAUGAAUCCCAUCCGAACGUACCAGGUGUGUAACGUCCUGGAGCCCAACCAGAACAACUGGCUUCGGACAGACUUCAUCCCACGCCGAGGUGUGCUGCGCGUCUACGUGGAGCUCAAGUUCUCCGUGCGGGAUUGUGCUAGUAUUCCCAACAUCCCCGGCUCUUGCAAAGAAACUUUCAAUCUGUUUUAUUAUGAGUCCGAUGGAGACACGGCGACGGCGAACAGCCCACAGUGGCGGGAGAAUCCUUACGUGAAGGUGGACACUAUUGCCCCUGACGAGAGCUUCUCUCUGCUAGAGUCGGGGAUCGUGAACACCAAAUUGCGCAGCUUUGGACCUCUAUCCAGAGCUGGUUUCUACCUGGCCUUCCAGGACUUGGGUGCUUGCAUGUCCCUGAUCUCCACCCGGGUCUUCUUCAAGAAGUGCUCCACUACCAUUGCCAGCUUCGCAGUCUUCCCCGAAACAGCGACAGGUGCAGAGGCCACUUCGCUGGUCAUUGCUACCGGUGCGUGUGUACCUAAUGCUGUCGAGGUUUCAGUCCCUCUCAAGCUCUACUGCAAUGGAGAUGGCGAGUGGAUGGUUCCCGUGGGAUCCUGCACCUGCAUGCCAGGCUUUGAGCCAGCCAAGAAAGACACCCAGUGUCAGGCAUGCACGCCCAGCUCCUUCAAGUCCAAGCAGGGCGAAGGCUUCUGCACCCCGUGUCCACCUUUCAGCCGGGCCGUGUCAUCCGCGUCCAGCGUGUGCCCGUGUCAGAACGGUUACUACCGUGCCGACGGUGACUCUCCUGACUCGUCCUGCACCACUGUCCCUUCAGCCCCUCUCAGCGUGAUCUCCAGCAUCAACGAGACGUCCGUGUAUCUGGAGUGGGCGAAGCCACGUGACUCGGGCGGCCGAGCCGACCUCGUGUACAACGUGGUGUGUAAGAAGUGCGAGCACGGCGCCUGUGUGCGCUGCGACGACAACGUCGAGGUCGCGCCACGGCGCCUGGGCCUCGCCGAGAGACACGCAGCCGUCAGGAACCUGCAAGCCCACACGCACUACAGCUUCGAGAUCCAGGCCGUCAACGGCGUCUCGCCCAAAAGCCCCGUCACGCCGCGCUACGCCACCGUCAAUAUAACCACCAAUCAGGCGGCACCUUCAGCUGUACCCACGGUGCACCUCAUGCGCUCCACAGCGAGCACCCUCAGCCUCUCCUGGCUGCCUCCAGAGCGACCCAACGGCGUCAUCUUGGAUUAUGAGAUCAAGUACCAAGAGCAGAAUUCUGGUGAGUCGUUCUCUCACACGGUCACAGCUCAGACCAGCUCAGCGAGGGUGGAGGGGCUGAAAAUGGGGACGGUGUACACGGUGCAGGUUCGAGCUCGCACCGUGGCCGGCUACGGCAGCUACAGUCACCCAGUGGACUACAGCACCAGCCUACAUGAUGAUCCAGAGCGCUCUGUGCAGGACCAGCUGCCUCUCAUCAUCGGCUCGGCCUUGGCCGGCUUCGUCGUCAUCGUAGCCACAGUGGUCAUCGCUGUUCUCUGCCUCAGGAGGCAGCGCACAGGCUCUGAGCUGGAGUACACAGAGAAACUGCAGCAGUAUGUGUCCCCAGGUGUGAAAGUCUACAUCGACCCUUUCACUUACGAGGACCCCAACGAGGCGGUGCACGAGUUCGCCCGCGAGAUUGACAUCUCCUGCGUGAAGAUCGAGGAAGUCAUCGGAGCAGGGGAGUUUGGAGAGGUGUGUCGCGGGAGGCUAAAGCAGCCCGGCAGGAAGGAAGUGGCCGUGGCCAUCAAAACUCUGAAAGCGGGCUACACGGAGCACCAGAGACGUGACUUCCUGGCCGAGGCGAGCAUCAUGGGCCAGUUUGAUCAUCCCAACGUCAUCCACCUGGAGGGGGUGUUGACCAGGAGCUGCCCGGUGCUGAUAGUUACCGAGUUCAUGGAGAACGGAGCUUUGGACUCCUUCCUCAGGCUCAAUGAUGGCGGGUUCACGGUGACCCAGCUCGUCGGCAUGCUGCGAGGCAUCGCAGCCGGAAUGAAGUACCUCUCUGACAUGAACUACGUCCACCGCGACUUGGCAGCGCGCAACGUCCUCGUUAACAGCAACCUGGUGUGCAAAGUUUCCGACUUUGGCCUCUCACGCUUUCUGGACGAGAACUCGUCUGACCCGACCUACACCAGCUCCCUGGGUGGAAAAAUCCCGAUCCGCUGGACGGCCCCCGAGGCCAUCGCCUUCCGCAAGUUCACUACAGCCAGUGACGUAUGGAGCUACGGCAUUGUCAUGUGGGAGGUGAUGUCGUUCGGAGAGCGGCCCUACUGGGACAUGAGCAACCAGGAUGUGAUGAACGCGGUGGAGCAGGACUACAGGCUUCCUCCACCUAUGGACUGCCCAGCCGUUCUUCAUCAACUGAUGCUCGAGUGCUGGCUGAAGGAGCGUAACGCACGGCCACGCUUCGCCCACAUCGUUAGCACGCUGGACAAGCUGCUGCGCAACGCCGCCAGCCUCAAAACGCUCACCUCCGCACACUCAGGGGAUCUGUAUCGUAUUGGCGGGACCCUGCCUGGCCACCAGAGGAAGAGUUUAGGCGGCGUGCAGGACAUGAGACAAAUGAGCCAAACUCUCCCAAUCCGAGUCUGAAGAGAAUCCGGAUCGGAAACCCGACCGCACCUCUGAGGAACACUUCAUCAUUCGUAACACCACCGGAGACUCGGAGAACCUCUUUCGUGCAGUAUUUUGGAAAUAUAAAUCAUCAAACUCCAUCAAAACUGAGCAACUUUGAAGAACCUUUGGGCUUCCCAAAACGGAAACGUGUGUGUAUAAAUUACUCGGACUGUAUUCAAUUCUUUUUUUUUUUUUCUUUUUGAAUUUUUUUUUUUUUUUUUUGCAC